This is a messenger RNA of Drosophila subpulchrella, 4497 nucleotides long. RefSeq lists its product as uncharacterized. Gene Ontology annotation, molecular function: sequence-specific DNA binding; DNA-binding transcription factor activity, RNA polymerase II-specific. Gene Ontology annotation, biological process: regulation of transcription by RNA polymerase II. The record is from RefSeq and is a predicted model, not a curated record. Lineage: Eukaryota; Metazoa; Arthropoda; Insecta; Diptera; Drosophilidae. Gene Ontology annotation, cellular component: nucleus. The transcript has 7 exons. The coding region runs from base 120 to 4019 and encodes 1299 amino acids.
CAAGCAGGUACAUCCACGCAAAAAAAGCUAACUCGAGAAAAGGAAAAUCCUUUCAGCGUUUAAUUGUUUUAAAAAACCGCCUUAGCUGGCCCAGUGGUCGGUUAUUAGUUAGCUGCAAGAUGACGCGCGUAACGAGAAGUGAAAUCUCCCUGGACAUGGAGUUCUGGGUGGAGGAACUGUCGCCGGCUCAGUUGGCGUACUAUGAGAAGAUCACCAACGAGCACAACGCGGUAAAGGGUGCGCUCAAGAAUGCGGUGAGCGCCAACGAGGGCAAGGAGCUCUUCAGCGGCCAGGUGUUCCAGGCGUACUCCUUCAAGGGCAAAGUGCUGCAGGAGCUCAAGGAGGCCACGCUGCCCAAGAAGCCGCCCAAGGCGGCGGAUCCCCCGCCAACCCCCACUGCUCCUACCACUGGCACGGGGCGUGGGCGUGGCAGACCACCCAGGCAGCCCUCCAACAUCGCCUACCUGGAGUCUUCCGACGAGGGCGACGACGAUGUGCCGCUGGCCAAGCGACUCGCCCUGUCUGUGGGCAAAAAAGCGGUGGCCGUGGCCAACGCAUCCUCCGCAUCCUCUCCAAAACUCGGCAAGAAGGGAGCUGCCGCGGCUGCUGCAUCCUCUUCCUCUGGCAAGUCUUCACCCAUACCCAAGAGCAGCGGGAAAUCGCCAAAGGAGCCCAAGUCGGACAUGGAGUCGCCGCCAAAGAACUACCGACCCGCCGAAGUCAAUUCGGUCGGUGGUCUGGUGGUGGGCAGCACGGACGAAAGCAAGGACAGCAAGGAUGGCAAGGAGGGCAAAGACAACAAAAUGCAGGGCAAAACAUAUCCAUCACUGGUAGUGCUAGCCAAACCCUUCCUGAAGAUCAAGGACAUGGCUGCCACCCGCAGCAAGCUGGACUCAAAGGUCAAAUUGGUGCUCAUGCUGACGCCCAAUAAGUUCUGCGAGUGGCUGCUCCAGGAGGGACUCCUCCGCGCCCAGCAGCACUGUAUUAACCACCGCAACAACGAACUGAAGCUGGGCAUAUAUUCGGAUGUCACCAAGUUCCCCUAUACUGGUGGCUAUGUGUGGAUUAGCGAUUGUUGCCCCUAUCGCUUCGUAUCCGUAUUCAACAAUUCCAUUUUUGAAGGAGCCCAGCACCCGCCCACGUUCCUUCUAAAGCUGAUUUACCACUGGGCCUGCCAGACCAGCAUACAGAAUGUGGUGCAGUGGGUCAAGGUGGACAGUGUUUACAUCAAGGGAAUCUACACCUGGCUAAGAGCCAUUUGCACAUUGGCCGUGCAUCAGAAGUGCAAAAAGUUGGGCGGACCCGGAAAGUUUGUGGAGGUGGGAGUAAUUUCCCUAGGAACCACCUCCCAAGACGGCUCCCAGCGCCAGGUUAAGGUAGAGGUUCUUGGCGUCUAUGACUACGCAGAGAAAUCCAUUCGACUGCGGGCAGUGGAGCCCAUCACCGAUGGCGAUCGCAACUACAAGAAGCGUUUCCAGGCCAUUCUGGAGCCGCUGUCACGCUGGGUGCACAAGGACAGCACAAUUUGCAUUGACUUGACUGUGGACAAGAUUACCCUAUUCAGCAUGGGAUUCAAAAAUAUCGUACAAGCCGCUGCCACCGACAAUACGGCCAAGCACAACAACUCUGCGGUAAUGGAAUACUUGCGCCGGAUUGUGCCGCGUAUGUUUCAGAACACCCUAUCGCUGCUCUCGCGCCAGAUGAUUCAGCAGUUCCUUGACGAGCUGGUCUGGCGCGAGUCCUUUGGCACAUAUGCCCUGCAGGCAUUUAACAACAUUAUUAUACAUAUCGCCGAGCAGACGAGGGUAACCACCAAUGAGACGAUCACCCAGCGCCUGUAUCAGGUGGCCACCAAUCCGUUCAAGGACUGGAGUGUUCUGCCCGCUAACUACAAGGAGACCCCGGCCAAUGCGGCCCCCAAGCGCCUCAAGAAACCAAUCAACGACGCCGACUAUGUUGUCUCUAACAAGGUUCCAAAGAAGGAAAAGGACCGCGAAAAGGAUACCAUGCCCUCUGGAGCUAAGCGUGGUCGACCGCCAAACCCGAUGAACACUCCACCACCUCAAGUUCCAAUUAAGAAGGGUCCAGGUCGGCCACCAGGCAGUACCAACCAGCCGAAAGGAGACAAGGCAUCGACCUCAAAGGCGGCCGGACCUGCAUCGGCAUCAAAAUCACUGUCUAAAUCACUGGGAGCCAAAGCUUUCGCUGUUAAAACACCUGGAAAAAAACCGAAAGAAAAGGAUGAAAAGGUUUCCAUGGUCAUUAAGAAGGAGGACGAGGACCUUAGGGGUUUGGAGGAGCUUUACUACGGCAUUAGCGAUGGAACGGACGAAUACUACGAGAUGUUCCCAUACAGCACGCCCCGAACCGCCCACAACAACCUGGCCAAGACCGUGGAGUGUCCAAUAUGCCUUAACGGUGACUCCUUCGAUUCCAACGAGAAACUGCAGACACACUUGGUUUCGCACAUCUCUCCCGAGGGCAAGCAGCACCAGUUCCAGUGCCUCUUCUGCCUCGAGAAGCACCCCACUGAGUCGGUUCUGGCCAAGCACAAUCAGAUCAUGCAUCCAACCGAGACAAAGACGGAGGGUUCGCCCUCGUACUACUGCCUAAUCUGCCAGCAGCGUCACAAUUCCCUGCACCUUUUGACGGCCCAUUUGCAGAAGGUGCACAGCACGCUGGAGCUGCCUUAUUGGUGUCACUCCUGCGGCUAUCGUUCAUCGUCACACAGAGAUUUGGUCCGGCACUACUAUGACGACCAUAAACACCAGAACUUUCUACAGUGCCCCUACUGCUUGGAUAUUUUCUACUUCUCAAAGCGCGGCGUUGUCAAUCAGCUACGAAUUGAACAUUACUUCCUGCAUUUGGACGAGCACAUCAACAAGCGGGAUCCCUCGCUGCGCUGUCAGAAGUGCUCGCUUACCUUCCUUGAGAAGGGUGAUCUUAAGCAGCAUGCCGUCCAACACCAUGUCAGCAUGAUCAAGACCAACAAGCCGGUGCGACUCUUACUCAACAAUUCGCUGUUGAUCCCACCACCCAAGGUUCGCACCCACCACCGUGAGCAGCCGCCGUUCUCCACCUACAAGCGCCCAGUAUUCUUUGCGUUCUUGGAGGGCAAGACUUGUGCCGAAUGCAACACCGACUACGCCAGCGAGGAGACACACUACACCGGUUGGCUGCACUGCGUUAAGUGCAAUUAUCAGACUUGCUGCGAACGAGCUCAAUUCCGUCAUGGCGUGGAUUGUAAUGGAAACUUUGUGGAUGCCAUGGAGGUGAAUAUGCCGCAGGAGAUGCACUGCAUCUGCGGCUUUGCCACCGGCAACGGCAACAAGAUGGCUCAGCACUUGGCCAACUGUGGACUUAGCACCUGCUAUCCGAGUUUGGAGGCGGCCAAUGAGAAUGCCGUGAAGCGCAAUAUGCUGGACAUGUUGGGUUUGGUUCGGCGGGACGGCGAAACCUCGGGCGAGGGUGCGGAAAUCAGCGAGGCUGCCGAAGAUGUCCCGGACCAGAACUCCGAAAUGUUGCCACCGCAGGAAGAUCAUCAGUUGCAGCAGCAUCACCAAGGGGUGGAACACCAGCAACAAAUGCAGCAGGAACUUCAUGAGCCUCAAGCGGAGCUUCAACCAGAGUACUUGUCGGCGCCCGUGGAGCAUGAACCAGUGCAGAAUCUGCCAGUUCAUCAGAGCAUACCAGUGCAGCAGAGCGGGCCAAUACAAUUUGGAGAAAUGGAGGCUGCUCCAGUAAUGUUGGAUCCGCAGCAGCAGGUGCAGGCCACUCCAGAUUACGCCCAAGUUUCGGUGGUGCAGCAGCAUCAGCAGCAGCAGCCCUACGGAAUGAGCCAAUACGGCCAGAGCUCUUUGGCCACGGAUAUCGACAUGCCUUUAAUUGGAGAGCUCUCUGAGCCAAAUGCCCCGCCCACGCCACAGUUCCUGGGAGAGGUCCACACUCCCAUGUUCGAUGCAGUGGCCGCCGCCGAGCAACAGCACUAUCACGCCCAGCACCAUCAUCACCCGCAAUGAUAUAAGCCACCCGGAAAGCUGAAAUCACGCGACUACACUCUUCACUGGCAGAACUACUAGUUGGAGUUCAUCUCUAACAAUUUGAUUGCACAUUGGCCAUAUCCUGGAUUCUUAACAGAAAAUGCAUCUGACUGUAGCAUGGCAAUAUCCAAGCACAAACCAUACAAUACGAAGGCAAUUAAUAUUGUAUAGCAUCUAUAUAAGUACUUUUGACAUUAACGAACCAUCUUGAACGAAAUCUCAAAAAGGUUUUUUAUAUAUUAAUACUUACGUAUUUCCGCCAGGAAAACAAACAUAAGAUUCAUUUACCGCUAGGUAAGGUUAAAAGUCCUCUACAAUGAGAUCUGUAUCUUUACAUUUUAAAUAUAUAUAAUACAUUGAAAUUCACUUGGAUAUUGGUAACUAAUCAUUUGUAAAUGACAAAAAUACAUACAUUGUAAUUUUAAUAAAUCUACUUGUCCUUAAAUUAGUCUUUAAA